This is a messenger RNA of Bubalus bubalis (water buffalo), 3836 nucleotides long. RefSeq names its product protein phosphatase 1 regulatory subunit 13B (gene PPP1R13B). Gene Ontology annotation, cellular component: nucleus. Gene Ontology annotation, molecular function: p53 binding; transcription factor binding. The record is from RefSeq and is a predicted model, not a curated record. The coding region runs from base 230 to 3718 and encodes 1162 amino acids. Gene Ontology annotation, biological process: negative regulation of cell cycle; apoptotic process; regulation of apoptotic process. NCBI's taxonomy places the organism in Eukaryota, Metazoa, Chordata, Mammalia, Artiodactyla, Bovidae. The transcript is spliced from 18 exons.
CCGGAGGUGGCGGCGGCGGCGGCAGCCGGUCCCGGGACAGCGACGCAGCGCGCCGGCGGUCGCGACAGAGCCGGCCAGGCUCCGCAGCCCGCCGCAGCCGCCGCCUCCCCUUGAAGGCCAGAGAGCGCGGCGGCGGGCGCGCGGCCUGUGAGGGCGACCGGAGCGGCGGGCACGGCGCGGCGCCGAGCGUCCUGUCAGGCGGCCGAGGGCGCCGCGGACCCGCGCCGCGAUGAUGCCGAUGAUAUUAACCGUGUUCUUGAGCAACAAUGAACAGAUUUUAACAGAAGUUCCUAUAACACCAGAAACAACAUGUCGUGAUGUUGUAGAAUUCUGCAAAGAACCUGGAGAAGGCAGUUGCCAUUUAGCUGAAGUGUGGAGGGGAAAUGAGCGUCCCAUACCCUUUGAUUAUAUGAUGUAUGAACAUCUUCAGAAGUGGGGGCCACGAAGGGAAGAAGUGAAAUUUUUCCUUCGACAUGAAGAUUCCCCAACAGAGAGCAGUGAACAAGGUGGCCGUCAGACCCAGGAGCAAAGAACUCAGAGAAAUGUAACAAGUGUACCUGGAGAAAAACGCACUGAAAAUGGGGUUGGGAAUCCACGUGUUGAACUUACCCUCUCAGAACUCCAAGAUAUGGCAGCUCGGCAGCAACAGCAGAUUGAAAACCAGCAGCAGAUGCUGGUCGCCAAGGAACAGCGUUUACAUUUUCUAAAGCAACAGGAGCGCCGUCAGCAGCAGUCUAUUUCUGAAAAUGAAAAGCUUCAGAAAUUGAAAGAACGAGUUGAAGCCCAGGAAAAUAAGCUGAAGAAGAUCCGUGCCAUGAGAGGACAAGUAGACUACAGCAAAAUCAUGAAUGGCAAUCUGUCUGCUGAAAUAGAAAGAUUCAGUGCCAUGUUCCAGGAAAAGAAGCAGGAAGUACAGACUGCAAUUUUAAGAGUUGAUCAACUCAGUCAACAAUUAGAAGAUUUAAAGAAGGGAAAACUGAACGGGUUCCAGCCUUACAGUGGCAAGCUGACAGGACCGGCAGCAGUGGAGCUGAAAAGACUGUACCAGGAGCUCCAGAUUCGUAACCAGCUCAACCAGGAACAGAAUUCAAAGCUGCAGCAGCAGAAGGAGCUCUUGAAUAAACGCAACGUGGAGGUGGCCAUGAUGGACAAGCGGAUCAGCGAGCUGCGCGAGCGUCUGUACGGGAAGAAAACUCAGCUGAGCCGCGUGAACGGCACAUCGUCGCCUCAGUCGCCCCUGAGCGCGCCUGGCAGGGUGGCGGCGGUGGGGCCGUACAUCCAGGUGCCCAGCCCCGGCAGCUGCCCUGCCCCCGGAGACCCGGCGAAGCCCCAGUCCCUCACCGUCGCCUCGAGUGCUGCCCACGGAAGGUCCAAAUCCAAUGGCCGUGGUCAACCCAGAGCGACCCGCUCAUGGACAGUGUCGGACCUCGAUGCCAGGCCUGGCUGCGGCCCGUCGCAGUGCCCCACGAGCCCGUUUGCAAAGCCCAAUGAUGGAAACUGGCCGACCUUAAAACAGAAUUCUAGCUCUUCGGUGAGACCGCCGCAGAUGGCCAGCAUGGACUGGAAGGACGCGAGUACUGAGGGGCCGCUCAAGCAGGGGGCCGUCUCUAGCCAGCCCGUGUCCCUGUCAGCCCUGAGUGCCCCGGAGAAGCUGGGCAUGGAGAUCGGCAAAGUGCCACCCCCCCUGCCUGGUGUCAGCAAGCCGCUGCCCCCGAGCUAUGGGACGUACCCAAGUCCUGCCCCUGUGGGCCCGGGCUCGACCAACUCCCUGGAGAGGAGGAAGGAGGGCAGCUUGCCCAGGCCCAGCGCAGGCCUUCCCAGUCGGCAGAAGCCCGCCCCGCUGCCCCCUGCGGGUGGCCCACACCAGCCGGGCUCCUCGCAGCAGAUUCAGCAGAGGAUUUCUGUGCCCCCGAGUCCCACAUACCCGCCGGCAGGGCUGCCUUCCUUUCCAGCCGGAGACGGCAAACCUGAACUCCCGCUGACUGUGGCCAUUAGGCCCUUCCUGGCUGAUAAAGGGUCGAGGCCACAGUCCCCCAGGAAAGGACCCCAGACGGUGAAUUCAAGUUCCAUAUACUCCAUGUACCUCCAGCAAGCCACACCACCUAAGAAUUACCAGCCAGCAGCACACAGCACCGUGAAUAAGUCGGUUAAAGCAGUGUACGGGAAGCCAGUUCUGCCAUCUGGCUCCACGUCCCCGUCCCCGCUGCCCUUCCUGCAUGGCUCGCUGGCCCCGGGUGCCACGCAACCCCCGCCUCCUGGGGAGAGCGCCGAGAAGGAGCCGGAGCCCGAGAGCCCCGCGCCGCCCGGGGAUGGGGCCGUGGAGAGCCUGCCACGGCCGCUCAGCCCCACCAAGCUGACGCCCAUCGUGCACUCGCCGCUGCGCUACCAGAGCGACGCCGACCUGGAGGCCCUGCGCAGGAAGCUGGCCAACGCGCCGCGGCCCCUGAAGAAGCGCAGCUCCAUCACAGAGCCCGAGGGCCCUGGUGGGCCCAACAUCCAGAAGCUGCUGUACCAGCGCUUCAACACGCUGGCUGGCGGCAUGGAGGGUGCCCCCUUCUACCAGCCCAGCCCCUCGCAGGACUUCCUGGGCUCCUUGGCUGACGUGGACAAUGGGAAUGCCACUGCCAAUGGGAACCUGGGCGAGGCUGGCCCCGCCCCGCCCACCGCCCCGCUCCCCGCCGAGCCCGCCCCCGCCUCUGACGCCAACGACAACCGGCUCCCUUCCCCUGAACCUGAGGGCCUGCUCUGUCCCCCGAACACCCACCAGACGGCUGAGCCGGCCGAGGAUGACAACAACAACGUGGCCACGGCCCCGUCCACCGAGCAGGCCCCCAGCCCUGGGGCUGAGGCCCCCUCUCCAGGGGAGGAGCAGGCGCCCCCAGCUGUGCCGCUGUCCUUGGCCUCUACGAGCAAGCGGACCAACCUGAAGAAGCCCAACUCAGAGCGGACGGGGCACGGCUUGCGGGUCCGCUUCAACCCGCUGGCGCUGCUCCUGGACGCGUCUCUGGAGGGGGAGUUCGACCUGGUGCAGAGGGUCAUCUACGAGGUGGAGGACCCCAGCAAGCCCAACGACGAGGGCAUCACCCCCCUGCACAACGCCGUCUGUGCCGGCCACCACCACAUCGUGCGGUUCCUGCUGGACUUCGGGGUCAACGUGAAUGCUGCCGACAGCGACGGCUGGACGCCCCUGCACUGCGCCGCCUCUUGCAACAGCGUCCACCUCUGCAAGCAGCUGGUGGAGAGCGGCGCCGCCAUCUUCGCCUCCACCAUCAGCGACAUCGAGACGGCUGCGGACAAGUGCGAGGAGAUGGAAGAGGGCUACAUCCAGUGCUCCCAGUUUCUAUACGGCGUGCAGGAGAAGCUGGGCGUGAUGAACAAAGGCGUGGUGUAUGCCCUGUGGACCUACGAGGCCCAGAACAGCGACGAGCUGACCUUCCGCGAAGGGGAUGCACUCACCAUUCUGCGGCGCAAGGACGAGGUCGAGACCGACUGGUGGUGGGCUCGCCUCGGGGACCGGGAGGGCUACGUGCCCAGGAACCUGCUGGGGGCUGCGCCCUCUGCACCGAUGGCCCCUCAGGCCCUGGGCCUCCCUCUGCUCUCGGCUCCGCGCCCAGUGGGCUGGCAGCUGCUCUCGUCCUGCAGUCACUGGACACCUGCAAGGCACCUUUGGGGGCCUUACAGACAGUACCGGUACCUUAGGUGGUCCCGAGUGCCCUGAGAGAAAAAGGCACGGGGCCUCUGGGCGUUAGUAGGGUGUCUCCAGAGGGGGGCGGCCUCUGAGCAUCAGCCUGGCCUCGGCACAGGGCCCCUGCCCAGCAGUUGUCCCCUCGUCCUAA